Molecule: messenger RNA, 1665 nt
Organism: Mucor mucedo
Lineage: Eukaryota; Fungi; Mucoromycota; Mucoromycetes; Mucorales; Mucoraceae
Exons: 4
Coding region: 1-1320 (439 amino acids)
Source: RefSeq, a predicted model, not a curated record
AUGACGGUUUUCCAGCUUCUUGAACAAUGCCAUCCUCGAUUAUGCUCCAAAAUAAUUGACAAUAAUGGUGAAGUGAGAUAUACAUCUUUCAAUCAACUGAUUCCACGCCAUUUUGUCAUGAUGACUGAAGGCCUUAAAUUUCGUGAGCGAGUACCAUAUGUCAGUUCAAAUCGACAAAUGACAGUUCGGGUAGUUCCUAUUUCUUUGUUUUCGGACGAUACUAGCGGCAAUAGAUCUAAAAAAUGGAACUGUUUCGACAGCUGGGUGAUGGACAUUGCUGCGUUCGAUCUUGAGGAUAGCAACAAGUACGAAAAUCAUUUCUUUCUGUGUACCAGUAAUCACAAAGUCACCGCAAUGGAAAUGGUUAAGCCUUUGACAGAAGAUUUACUCGAGUUGGAAAAAGGAAUAGUGAUGUAUGAUGCCGAACUUCAAAAAAAUGUUUUUGUGAUUGCACCUGUACUGCUUUUUCGUGGAGACAACGUUCGUCAGGCGGAACUAGCCUUAAGGAAAGGAUCAAGGGUAAUCACCCAUGUAGAUUCUGUUAUUGAACCUGGAAGUUCGAACAAAUGGGGAGAAAUCGGGUUCAAGCUAACAGGUGCUGAGGAUUUGUUGAAGUUAAAGGCGGUCGAUUUGUCUCAAGAUUUGCCUCUUCAACUGUUAAGUCUAUUUUUCCGAAACUACAACUUCAAAGCAUUGCAUUGCAACCUUACAUCUUCAUUAACCGCAUUUCGCUCUUUUGUCGGAAGAGAUUUCAAAAUCCUCGUACAACUACUCCCAACACUUUUGCAAAAAGCAAACUUUUUCAAUCCUUCAUUGUUCGAUGAAAAUCAAGAUUCCUUUAGAUCCAUGUUUGAAUGCUUUGACAAUCUCGGCUUACUCGCUUCACUGGUAUACAUGGAAAAAAUCGACAAUUUUCACUACUACAAGCAAAUAUUAGAUAUAACUGUGUCAAAGACCAUCACAGCUAUGGACGACUUACAUCAUACGACCGUUUUGACUAGAAGAAGAUCUGCUGCUGCUGGAACAGAAGCUAUCACCAAAAUGAACUUUUCGUCAUUAGGUGAGCAGCAACACAAGUUCAUGCGUGAGCUGUUGUGCCAUACUAACAGACAGAACGGUGGGCGAGAUGUUGCUGUUCGAUUUGCCGAAGAGUUCAUGCUUCGUCAUAUCAGUCAAGGUGGUUUAUUUGUUAAGGAUCCGUCUUUUUCAGUUUGGGAAACGUGUGGCGUCAAAGUUCUGGAAUCGUUUGAUGCAACGAUUAAUCAAAGCGAGCUUGAAUUAUUAGACAACAUCAACAGCCAGAAAAAGCUUGCACUUUGAACUACUGGUGUCUUUCGCAAUGGUAACAGUUCCAAGUCAAGCGGUCUUUCCCUUGGUAAAAUUGUUAUGAAAAACGGCCAAGACUUCCUCGUCCAAGCAUAUGAUUUCGUUUGUCAUGACUCCUUUUCGCAAGGUCCACAAUCAAGUAUUUAUGAAAGCUGCGUUUUAGAUGUUGCUGGCAAUGUUAUAACUCGUAGACUACCAGGUGACGAUUUUGUAAUUGCUGGUCAUGAACAAAAUCGCGUUGAAUUCUUGCUGGACAUGUCACAACCUCCUAUCUCUUCGGAUUACGACACUUCUUCGACGUUGAGUAUUAACAAAUCAAAAUUCGGUAGCAUUUGGUGG